AUCAGUCUACCUUGAAAGCUUCAUUGAAAAAAGAUUUAUCUAUUUUCCAAGAACAUUGUCUGGACUAUUUGAGAAAUUUACACGAAAUAUUUCACUUGAAGGAUGCACAAAAUCGACUUCAGUUUCGUUCACUGUUGAGAUUAAUAAUUAAUUUUCGAGCAUUUGACAAACGUAUGGAACGGAAUGUGAUCAAAGCUAUCAAGGAAGAUUUUCGUAUGUAUUUUAGAAAAAAAAUUCAAUUGUUAGAAGACAAUCAAUCUGAUGAACUGAAAACUGAAUUAAUAGAAAAAAUCGCCUUAUAUCUUAUAAACGAUUUGGAACAAUUAGAUAUUCAAUUCCAAAAAGCUUCUAGUAAUUUUUAUACCUACACGAAAUUCGUUUACGAUGAAGUUGACAAUACGAUGAACGACGUAAUUGGUGUUCACGUAAAAAAUUUAUUGAAGAAAUCAAUCACGAAAAACCAAUUACGGAAAUUACAAAAGAUUUCCAACGCAUUGACAAAACUUAUAGAAUAUCUUCUGAAGAACAUCGAUGAUAUCAGAACUGGAAACAGUUUAAAAUUGGAAUCACUCAUCACCUGGCUUGAUACCAAUAUACAGAGCAUAAAUUUUUAAUUUCAACAGAAAUAUCCAUUAAAUACGAAAUGUCGGAAGAUUCAAAAUUCAUUAAUUCAAAUUCUUGAAAUAUCUUGAAGGUGAACAUUCGUAUUAAUGCUUUGUAUAAAGAACUUCAACAAAUCGUUUUAUAUUAUAAAUUUAUUGUUUAAAAGCAAAACAAAAUUAAAUGAGAUAUGGAUGAACAACUUUCAAACAUUUUUAACUUACAUAAAAAUGUGUUUUAUUUAAAUAUAAUACAGUAACAUUGAUAUUAAUAAACAUUUGUAUUUUGAGAACACAAAGUAGUAUUUAUGUAAGGUCGCCGACUUUAGGGGGCAAUACGUUAAUUGCGCGUCAGGAAAACCUAGGAUCAAACCGUAUGUGGGUGGUGGCGGUAGGAGACAAAGAUGACAAGUGUCUUACACGAAAACCGUUUAUUUUGACAUAAGGUUAAUAUACAUAAUGACAACAACAAUGCGAUCUAGAUCGGCUUUGGUGGGAGCUCCUUGAUGUCGACGAACGGGUGCUGACUGGUGUCCCAGGCUUGACAGGAGAGUGUCCGUUGCACAUGGGCCUCUGUCCGGUGAUGUUGCGGAUGCACGUAGAUUUUGGUCACUGGU
Molecule: messenger RNA, 1216 nt
Organism: Centruroides sculpturatus (bark scorpion)
Lineage: Eukaryota; Metazoa; Arthropoda; Arachnida; Scorpiones; Buthidae
Exons: 8
Source: RefSeq, a predicted model, not a curated record